AUGCCCGGCAAAAUCACCAUCUACGUAGACGUGGUAAGCCCCUUCGCCUACAUGGGCUACUACAUCCUCCGCCACAGCGCCGCCUUCAAAGACAUCACCGUCGAACCCGUCCCCAUCCUCCUGGGCGGCCUCAUGAAGGCCACGGGCAACAUCACCCCCAUCUCCGUCAAGAACAAGGACAAGUGGAUCGAGGUGGAGCGCCACCGCUGGGCCCGCAUCUUUGGGAUUCCCAUGUGCGGGCCCCAACCUCCCGGGUUCCCCGUCAACAUGCUCAAGCCCGACCGCGCGCUCGCGUACCUGCACGCGAAGCACCCGACGCACCUGCCGACCGCGCUGGACGCCGUGUUCCACCAGUUCUGGGGCCUGCCGGAGUCGAAUGUCAAGGUUGCACAGCCGGACGGCGAGCACGGGUUUCUGGCGGCGUUGGAGAAGGCGCUGCCGAAGGAGGUCUUUGAGGGGGUUCGGGAAGGCUGGAAUGGGGAUGUUGCGAAGGGGAGGUUGGGAGACAAUACCAAGAUGGCGGAGGGACAGGGCGUCUUUGGGUUACCGUGGUUUGCGUGUGAGAACGGGAAGGGGGAGAAGGAGGGGUUUUGGGGCGUGGAUCAUUUGGGUCAGGUUGUGCGAUUCAUGGGACUGGAAGCGAGAGGUGGGGGCGAGGUGCUCAAGGCACUGUUGUAG
Cyphellophora europaea CBS 101466 is the source of this 678-nucleotide messenger RNA. RefSeq lists its product as uncharacterized. Gene Ontology annotation, biological process: glutathione metabolic process. The coding region runs from base 1 to 678 and encodes 225 amino acids. NCBI's taxonomy places the organism in Eukaryota, Fungi, Ascomycota, Eurotiomycetes, Chaetothyriales, Cyphellophoraceae. The record is from RefSeq and is a predicted model, not a curated record. Gene Ontology annotation, molecular function: glutathione transferase activity; glutathione peroxidase activity. The transcript has a single exon. Gene Ontology annotation, cellular component: mitochondrion; peroxisome.